Molecule: messenger RNA, 849 nt
Organism: Pteronotus mesoamericanus
Lineage: Eukaryota; Metazoa; Chordata; Mammalia; Chiroptera; Mormoopidae
Product: cytochrome b-245 light chain
Exons: 6
Coding region: 67-654 (195 amino acids)
Molecular function (GO): heme binding
Source: RefSeq, a predicted model, not a curated record
ACUCGGGGCUAGGAGGCGGCAGUCGCAGGGUUCAGCGUCCCAGCCCGAGCUGUGUCGGCCACCAACAUGGGGCAGAUCGAGUGGGCUAUGUGGGCCAACGAGCAGGCGCUGGCGUCCGGCCUGAUCCUCAUCACGGGCGGCAUCGUGGCCACUGCUGGCCAGUUCACCCAGUGGUACUUCGGCGCCUACUCCAUUGCAGCAGGAGUGUUUGUUUGCCUGCUGGGGUACCCCCGGGGGAAGAGGAGGAAGGGCUCCACCAUGGAGAGAUGUGGACAGAACUACAUGACGCAAGUGCUGACCUUAUUCAGGCCCCUCUCCAGGAAUUACUACUUCCGGGCCUUCCUGUACCUGGGGCUAUCGGUACCAGCCGGCUUCCUGCUUGCCACCAUCCUGGGGACAGCCUGCUUGGCCAUAGCAAGUGGCAUCUACCUGCUGGCGGCCACCCGUGGUGAGCAGUGGACUCCCAUCGAGCCCAAGCCCAAGGAGCGGCCGCAGGUGGGGGGUACCAUCAAGCAGCCACCUAGCAACCCCCCACCCCGGCCCCCAGCAGAGGCCCGCAAGAAGCCCGGUGAACAGAAAGAGGAGGCGGCCACAGUGGGGGUCUCCAGCGGCCCCCAGGAAAACCCUGUCCCAGUGACCGAUGAGGUUGUGUGACCCGUGCCUCAAACUGCUCCCCGAGCCGCUGCUGUCUUGGGUAGCUCUUUGAGGGGACACCACCCAGACCCGGAAGUACCCCCUUGCCUGCCUGGCAGAACCACAGGCCCUCUUUGGGGGUCAUUCCCAGAAGCCUGUCAUCUUUCUCCAUGACACCCAAAAUCAUGGAGCAUCUCCUAUUCCAUAAAAUACAGU